Messenger RNA from Clarias gariepinus (North African catfish), 1360 nucleotides. It is a transcript of the gene gins4, whose product is annotated as GINS complex subunit 4 (Sld5 homolog). NCBI's taxonomy places the organism in Eukaryota, Metazoa, Chordata, Actinopteri, Siluriformes, Clariidae. Gene Ontology annotation, biological process: DNA-templated DNA replication; double-strand break repair via break-induced replication. The coding region runs from base 108 to 788 and encodes 226 amino acids. Gene Ontology annotation, cellular component: GINS complex. The record is from RefSeq and is a predicted model, not a curated record. The transcript has 7 exons.
UCGAUGUUUACGCCGCCAUCUUGGAUCCUGAGACGUGCAAUUGUUUUCUAACUAGCAUUAGCUCGGGUUCCACGCUCGCCGUUAACUCUGUUUGUAUAAAACAGUACAUGAUGGCGGACGCGCUGCUGUCGGAGGCGAGCGACCUGAGCGGAGAUGAGAGUCAGGAGGAGGACGUGCUCACCCCGGCCGAGCUCAUCUCCAGGCUGGAGGAGGCCUGGCUUAACGAGACGUUCUCUCCCGAGCUGCUGGAGAACAGAUCCGAGCUGGUGGAGUGUGUGAUGGAGCAACUCACACACAUGGAGGAGAACCUGCAGCGUGUGAAGAAGGGCGACCUGAAGGCCAGCGUUCACCGCAUGGAGAUCGACCGCAUCCGCUUCGUCCUCAGCAGCUACCUCCGCUGCCGACUGCAGAAGAUCGAGAAGUUUUUCCCUCACGUCUUGGAGAAGGAGAAAUCUCGAGCCGACGGCGAUCCCUCGUUCCUGUCUCCCGAGGAGUUCGCCUUCGCCAAAGAGUACCUAGCGAAUACAGAGAUGUACCUGAAGUCUGUGGCGCUGAAGCACAUGCCCCCUAACCUGCAGAGCGUCGACAUGCUCAAAGCAGUUCCAGAGCCGUGUCUGGACUCAUUUGUGUUCCUGCGUGUGAAGGAGAGGCAGGAGAACAUCCUUGUGGAGCCUGAGACUGAUGAUCAGAGGGAGUAUGUGGUGGACCUGGAGGAAGGCUCGCAGCACUUGAUGCGCUAUCGCACUAUAGCGCCCCUAGUGGCCAGUGGUGCGGUGCAGCUGAUUUAGCGCAAGGAAAUUAAAUGGACGCAAAAUGAGAAUGGUCAUGAUGAUGUUGAUGGUGAUGAUGAUGAAGCACUGUGUAUUAUUUUAUGUUUCAUAUGAAUUUCAAAACUAUUGUGCCUGUUAAGAAAAUGAUCUGUGUAAAAAAAAUAUAAGACAAGCUUGAAUUUUUUUUGUGUGCUUAUUUUCAGAAAUCUUUUCUGAGUUUCGUGUAAAAGGUUUCUUUAGAAAUGAAUCCAUUAAAGUGGCUGACAAGCAAGUCAUUUCACUAACAAGCUCAGAAUUACGUAUUGUACUUAAUGUAUAAUUGCUAUUAUAGAGUGAAUGAUGAGUAAAGUCUGACAAGGGUUUGAGGCAAGAAAAAAAAAAAACACUUAAUGAUUCAAGUGAUUUCCAAGAAGUUACUUACAAAUAAAAUGUUUGGGCAUAUUUUCAUAAUUUCAUACUCUAAAAACAUAGCUAAUUCUCGCUCAAAUAAUCUCAAGUUUUAAUGAGAUGUGUUAAAACAAAAGAGUUUAAUGUUUUACAUUUAUUUCUGUGUUGCUGUGGAACAGAAAAUUAAAGAUGAUGCGAAAAUA